Molecule: messenger RNA, 4020 nt
Organism: Leptopilina heterotoma
Lineage: Eukaryota; Metazoa; Arthropoda; Insecta; Hymenoptera; Figitidae
Exons: 11
Coding region: 379-4020 (1213 amino acids)
Source: RefSeq, a predicted model, not a curated record
UCAGGAAAAGAAAUAAAGCCCUUGAUUAUCCACAAGUUAUAAAGCGAUCAAUCCGUGAAUUCUUGCUCAUUUCGAUUUCAGUCGUGCAUCUUUCGAUUCAUACCACAAGAAAAUUGCCCUUUCCUCCCCGGAAAUCUUUUUCUCAAAAAGUUAAUGGCAAGAUUCUAUUACGGAAGUUAAAGAUUUGUUACGAAAAUUGGAGUAAAUUUUUUGCUUAUGUACAUUGAAAUUGAGUAUAUCGGAUGGGGAAUCAUGUAAGAAUAUAAGAUUGCACCUCUCAUGUGUGGUAAUUCCUCUGGUAUUACCGAUGCGUCAUUAUGCAUCCGGGUGGUUAAAAGUAAAAGUGGAAAAAUUUUUGUGUAAGUGAUUGGAUGUGAAAUGUGGUGUUUAAUUGGAGAUUCAAUGAAAAUGACUGGAUUCUUUAUUAAUUUUCUGAUAAUUUUGAGCUUUCUUAGCUUUGUUCAAUCAUUACCGGCUACUAGUUUUGUGGUACCAGAUUAUCCACGACAACUUUCUCUAUUCACGCGUAAUGAACAAACUAAGGACGAGUUGUCAAACGUGAAAACGAACAAGGAUGACCUCGCAAAUUGGGCGAGUUACGCUGUCAGAGUUAUGGCCGCUAAGCUCAAUAACACAAUUUCAACUAUUAAGGACAAAGUGAAGAAAUCUAUUUCAAACGAUCAGGACGAGAAGAUAGAUGUUUUUUUCAACUCCGGGAAUUUUGUCAACAGAACAAAGAGUAAAAAUUUGGAUAAUUUCAAGAGGUACACUGCCCAGAAUCGUGGAUUGAACAAAACGGAAAAUUCCCAGAAGAAAGUGGGGGGAAAUACGACUAUGAGUGUUAAUAUUACUGGAGAAAAUUUAAAAAUUAACACCACUGGUAAUGUUGCAAAAAUGAAUAAGACUGGUGUAUCUGUUGUAGGAGCUAUUCCUUCGAAUAGUUCCGAACUUUUAAGGAAUGGAACAAUUUCGGAUGAGAAAAUGAAAUCGUUGAAGAUUGUACAGGCUGAACGAAGACACUAUCAGUUGCAUUCUAUUGGCGAUCCGAAUGUAAAUGGAGCUCAUUUUUCCCUUGCUGAUGAACCAAGAAAUUACCAGCCGGUUGUUAAUUAUCUUUCACAUCUGUUGGGUAACACUCACUACGAUCUGACUGGAAACAAAAUUCUCAUUCGUACUCCAGAUUAUUUUGCUGCGGCACCUACUCCCGCUGCCUAUAUUCCAGUACUUGUGCAGCAUCCAGGAUACAAUGACUAUCAGGAUAAAGUUGUGAAAAAUCAGUUUGGAGGUGAUGACAGCAAAAAAGGUAACGAACUGUCGGCACUGAAAUUGGCAGAACCUACGAAAAAUCCAGUAUCUGUUUCCGUAAUGACUGAACCUUCUGUAUCAUCUGUAACUUCUGUUCCUUCUUCACCUACUGUAUCUUCUGCACCUUCUGUUUCUUCUGAACCUUCAGUACCUUCUGUACCUUCUGUAUCAUCUGUAGAUUCUGUAGCUGCUGUUCCUUCUUCACCUGUUUCUCCUUUACUUUCUGUUUCUUCUUUACCUUCUGUAUCAUCUGUUUCUUCUGGACCUUCUACAUCAUCUGUAGCUUCUGUUUCUUCUUUACCUUCUGUAUCUUCUAUACCUUCAGUAUCUUCUGUACCUUCUGUAUCAUCUCUACCAACAGUAUCCUACAUACCUACUGUUUCUUACGUUUCUUCUGUUCCAAAAGUUUCUUUUGCUCCUUCUGUUUCUUUUGCACCUUCUGUAUCUUCUGUUCCUACUGUUUCUUUUACUCCUUCUUUACAUUCUGUAGCUGUACAUUCUUUACCUGCUGUAACUUCUGUACCAACUUUACCAACUUUACCUUCUGCAACUUCUGUACCAUCUUUACCUUCUGCAACUUCUGUACCAUCUCUACCUUCUGCAGUUUCAGUACCAUCUUUACCUUCUGUAGUUUCAGUACCAUCUUUACCUUCCGUAGUUUCUGUGCCUUCUGUAAAUUCUGUACCUUCUAUUUCUUCUAUACCGUCUGUUUCUUCUGUAGCUCCUGUUUCUUCUGUAGCUUCUGUUUCUUCUGUACCUCCCACUACUUCAACUUCUUCGCCGAAGUCAGAUGUUGAGUACGUGACAAAACCGAUAAAAUUAAUAGACGCCAACUCCAGAGAUGGUGUUAGAGCAUCGGAAGGAAUCAGACCAAUUAUAUCCGUACCAUUCGAGGCUAUAAUUACAAUAACAAGAGAUCAUAAUCAUCAUCAUCAAUAUUCGUCAACGCCACAAAAAAUUGAGUUGAUAACUCCAUUAACCCCCACAGCAUCAUCUCUACCAAUUACUUCACCAAUUUCUCUAAAUCAGAAUUUAAGAAAUUAUUACGAAAUCGUAACUAGAGAUCCACCAGAUAUUUUCCCUCCUUACUUUAAUACAAACAAUACUUCUCCAGAGGGAAUGACUCAAAAUGUCAUUAAUGACAAGGAUGGAAAAAAUUAUGACGACAAAAAUCAGUUUAAGCAAGAGAAGAAGAAAGACUUCAAUAGUCAGAAUAAAAUUAAGAAUAACAUUAAUGAUAACAAUAUAUCGAAUGAAUCGAGUACGGUGAAUGUUGUAUCUGAAAAUGAAAUACCAAAGAAGGAGAAGAAAAAAAUUGUCAAUAAUAGCGAUAGUUUUAAACAGAAUAAAUUUUUGGAUGAUGAUUUCAAUGAUGAUGAUUUUGACAAUUUUGAUAAUUUUGAUGAUGAUGAUUUUGAUUUUGAGAAUUCAAAGAAGAAGGAUAAAUCGAAAAAAAGACAGACAUCGGUUUUUAAGCAACUUCUACAAAUUUUAGGCUUUUCGAAAAAGAAAAGUCGUGAAAAUAAUACAGUUGAUAUUCAAAUAUCGACUACUCCGGUUUUUAAAGUCUUCACUGCAAACCGACUUCCUGGAGCAAAAUUCGAAAAUACACCAUCAAAUCGCGGUCGAAGAAAUCAAACUGCAAUUAAUAAUGAUGUGCCAGAUAAUCCAAAUCCAGAGGAAAAUGAAGUUAUUCCGUCAGUUGAUGACAAGCAAAAGAAGAGUAAUGAUACUUCAGAGAAACAAGAAUUUGACGAUGAUGAUGAAGAAGAAGGAUCUUUAGGUUCGAUUACAGAUCUUCUGCCAUUGGUUAUACCUGUUCUUGAGGAUUUGAGUGAUCCAGAGUCAGAUACAGAUUUAGCGGAAUUAUUGGAAGGUGCAAUACCAUUGCUUCAAGGACUAUCAGAAGGUGAAAAUGAUGAUGGUACGCCAAUUGAUGUCACAGCGACAAUUUCACCUGUUAUUCAAGCCAUAAGUGCUGGUAAAGGGGGAGGGGACAGUGACAGUGGAGCGAUUUUAACACCAAUUAUAACAAUCGCAGCACCAUUUAUUGGGCCCAUUUUGGGUCCAUUAAUUGGACCACUAUUAAGAUCAAGCAGCAAUCCUCAUAGUGAAGGAUCUUCGGUGACUGCUUUUAUUCAAUCAAUUUCUGCUCCACUCAGUAAGCCAACAGAACCCGGUGGUAUGUCACCUCUCUCACAGCUCGUUGCUGGAAUUGUUGCUGGCUUAAGCAGAGAAUCGAGUACAGGAGGUGCAGGUUCGGAUAUUGGGGCUUUGAUUUCGUCUGUUGUUUCCGGUACAUUGGCUGGUACCAGUGCAGGACUUAGUGGAGGGUCAAGUAAAGGGUCAGGUCAUUCACCAGCGCCACCUAAACCCGAUUCUUAUGGUGCUUACGCACACUAUGGUCCAGCCACUGUGCCGGCGAGUUCGGUGAAUACUUUGCAACUACUUGGCAGUACGCUGAAGGAUAUUUUCGGUGCUAGUGGGACAAUAGUUACAUCACUUCUCGGUGGUGCGUCGGGACUUCUUGGAGCAUCGUCUGCGGGCUCUUCUGCUGAAGAACCGCAACCCGCUUAUGGACCACCGCCAGCCUAUGGUCCACCAAAUUAUAAACCCCCGCCCCUCAUUAAUCCUCCCGCUGGUCUUAAACCUCCUCCCCUACCAGUUAAAACUCCAACUAAACCCUCGAAGAAUAAUUAUAAUCGACCACAAUAA